Messenger RNA from Meriones unguiculatus (Mongolian gerbil), 1108 nucleotides. RefSeq names its product 3-hydroxybutyrate dehydrogenase 2 (gene Bdh2). The transcript is spliced from 10 exons. Bases 164 to 901 code for a protein of 245 amino acids. NCBI's taxonomy places the organism in Eukaryota, Metazoa, Chordata, Mammalia, Rodentia, Muridae. The record is from RefSeq and is a predicted model, not a curated record. Gene Ontology annotation, molecular function: 3-hydroxybutyrate dehydrogenase activity. Gene Ontology annotation, cellular component: cytoplasm. Gene Ontology annotation, biological process: siderophore biosynthetic process.
AAAGCUCAGGAACCGGAAUCCUCAGCGAUGCCACCCAAGGAGCCUGGACUCCACCUCCCACAGGGCCUUCUUCAGCAGGUGACUUCUCCUGCACCCAGAUCUGAACUCUGUCUCCUGAAGGAAUCUGGAGGACUGUGUGGACUCGCUGUUCUAAAGUUCUGCCAUGGGCCGACUGGAUGGGAAGGUCAUUGUCCUGACGGCUGCUGCCCAAGGGAUCGGCCGGGCUUCUGCGCUAGCUUUUGCAAAAGAAGGAGCCAAAGUCAUAGCCACAGACAUCAAUGAGUUCAAACUCCAGGAGCUGGAAAAUUACCCAGGUAUUCAAACUCGAGUCCUUGAUGUCACAAAGAAAAAGCAAAUUGAUCAGUUUGCCUCAGAAGUUGAGAGAAUCGAUGUUCUCUUUAAUGUUGCUGGUUUUGUCCACCAUGGCACCAUCCUGGAUUGUGAGGAUAAAGACUGGGACUUCUCAAUGAAUCUCAACGUUCGCAGCAUGUACCUGAUGAUCAAGGCCUUCCUUCCCAAAAUGCUUGCUCAGAAAUCUGGCAACAUUAUCAACAUGUCUUCAGUGGCCUCCAGCAUCAAAGGAGUGGAAAACCGAUUUGUGUACAGUGCCACCAAGGCGGCUGUGAUCGGCCUCACGAAGUCUGUGGCUGCCGACUUCAUCCAGCAGGGCAUCAGGUGCAACUGUGUGUGCCCAGGAACGGUUGACACCCCAUCCCUGCAAGAAAGAAUACAAGCCAGAGAUGAUCCCAAAGAGGCACUGAAAGCUUUCCUAAACAGACAAAAGACGGGAAGGUUUGCGUCUGCAGAAGAAGUGGCCUUGCUCUGUGUGUACUUGGCCUCAGAUGAGUCAGCCUACGUAACAGGCAACCCUGUCAUCAUCGAUGGAGGCUGGAGCCUGUGAAGGCAGAGACGCCCCGUUGGGAAGGCAGGCCCUCCCUAUCCACAGAGAAAGGCAAACAGACUCGGCGAUCAUGAUCAUCUCUCCUAUGAAUGACAUUCACGAAAACAAGCCCCUUUUAGUGAUUGUUCCCAAGAGCGUGACUCAUUUUUAAAAUAUAGUCCUUCUUGUCUCUUCUGAAACUAUGGUAAAUAAAUCAAAUAAGAUGUA